AUGGAUCCGCCAGAGUUCUUGGGUGGCUUGGAUCCGGUGAUUGCUCAUGAUUGGUUGUACGGCAUGGAGAUGAUAUUUCAGGCCAUUCAGUGCACAGAAGAAGAGAAGGUGAUUUUUGCUGCUCAGAAAAUGAAGGGGCCAGCAGGUAGAUGGUGGAAUACGGAGUCUACGUAUUUCACUAACCGAGGGAUUCCAAAGGAUUGGCAACAUUUCAAGACAGCUUUCCUGGAGAAAUACUAUCCCAACAGUGUGCGUGCUUUGAAGGAGCGUGAGUUUCAGACCUUCAAACAAGGCAACAUGUCGGUUUCUGAAUAUGCUGAGAAGUUUGAGGACAUGGCUGCCUAUUCCAGACAAGCAGCUUAUGCACCAGAUGAGUUGUGGAAGAUUGAUCAGUUCCUUAUGGGGUUGAAUGCUGAUAUUGUACACAGAGUGUCUCAAAGGGAGUUUACUACCUAUGCUGAGUGUUUGAGGCAAUGCUAUGUUGCUGAGAACACAUUGAAGAGAGUCCAAGAUGAAAGAGAACAGAAUAAGCCGGUUCCUAGGGAACAAGGAAGGUCGGGACAACAUUUGAAACCCCGUAAUUCUCCAGCUAUGAAGAAACAGGUCUAUGGAGAUCGCUCUACUCAGCCUCCCCGAUGUGGUAGAUGCAAGGCAAACCACUUUAGGAAUUGCAAGCCAGAUCUUGUGAAAUGUUACAAGUGCAAUCAGUUGGGACAUUUUGCAAGGGAGUGUACAGCCCCAGAUGUUCCUGAAAAGACUAAAGGCCGUGUUUACACCUUGGACGCUAGGAAGGCUCAAGGAAACACCAAUCUUGUUGCUGCUAACUCAGUGUACAUCGGUUGUAAAGAGAAGGCUAUCUUCAUUCCUGCUGAGGAGACUACACCAACCGAUUCCAUUGAACAUCUUCUUGAAGGUACAGUUAACAUGAUCAAUUACCUUUUUGCUCAAGGGAAGUCUUUCCUUUUGGUUCUUACGUCGGACACCAAAGAUAAGAGGAGUAUUUUGGAGAUUCCGGUUGUGUGUGAAUUUUCCGAUGUAUUUCCGGAGGAUGUUACUUCUCUUCCGCCGGAGAGGGAAGUUGAAUUCUCUAUUGAUCUUGUUCCGGGUACCGCUCCAGUUUCGAUCGCCCCUUAUAGGAUGUCUCCUGCAGAGCUAAGAGAGUUGAAGAACGACAUAUUGAUAUACUCACGGACUAUGGAAGAGCACAUGGAGCAUUUGAGGAUUGUGUUGUCGGUUCUCAGAGAAAAACAGUUGUUUGCGAAGUUUAGCAAGUGUGAGUUCUGGAUGUCCGAAGUUAAGUUUCUUGGACAUGUCAUAUCUGGUGGCGGCGUGGCUGUAGACCCUUCAAAGGUAGAAGCAGUGGUAAAUUGGGAACGACCCAAGAAUGCAACUGAGGUCCGUAGUUUCCUAGGCUUGGUAGGUUACUAUCGGAGGUUCAUUAUGGGCUUUUCCAAAUUGGCAUUACCUUUAACUAGGCUUACAAGGAAGGAAGUUUCAUUCUAA
This is a messenger RNA of Vicia villosa (hairy vetch), 1503 nucleotides long. RefSeq lists its product as uncharacterized. The record is from RefSeq and is a predicted model, not a curated record. Gene Ontology annotation, molecular function: nucleic acid binding; zinc ion binding. NCBI's taxonomy places the organism in Eukaryota, Viridiplantae, Streptophyta, Magnoliopsida, Fabales, Fabaceae. Bases 1 to 1503 code for a protein of 500 amino acids. The transcript is spliced from 3 exons.